AUGAGCACAGGGGCUGCUUUGGGCCGGGGCAGCUCAGCCCCUUCAGUCCUCACUGACAACCCACAGACCAGGCUGGCCGUGGUGGUGGAAGUAGAGCGAAGGAGAAGAUCUGGCCCCGAGGAGACCUGUUGCCCCACGCUCCUCCUGGAGGGGCCCAAGAGCAUCCGCCUGUGUCAGCGUGGGAUUCUGGAGAGUCAGGAGGCGGAGCAAGAGUUGCUAGCAAGAGUCCAGUGCAUGCUGGGCUCGGUGGGCCGAGGGUACAGUGUAGCCCUGCUGCUUCGGGGUCGAGAAACAGAGGCACCCCGGCUUGUGCUUCAGCUGCUGCAGAUGCUGUUUGAAGAAGCUCUGCCCCUCAGGGGCUCUGAUGCCGUGCUUAGUACACUUAGCCUGGUGCAGCUCAGCACCAGUGGGAGGAGUCGGGACCUGCUUGCUCCAGGGUCAGAGAACCUGUCAGUGCUGGAUGUGUCCCCUCUGGGCUUGGUGGUAGAAAAUGCCAGUGAAGUGGAGGUGUCUGACUCAAGAGCUGCCUCAGAGCUGUACUUGCAGGCUGCAGGUGGUGAAGACAGUGCCUGCUCUCUGCUCACUGUCACCAUGUCCUGCCCACGGCCUGACCCUCCUGAGGGGCCUGGGACCCAGGGCAUGUGGCGAGGAGCCUUGCGGAUCCUGCAGCUUCCAGGAGCCCUGUGGUAAAAGCCUGGAGCCAGCGCUCAGGAAGCUGGAUGCUCAAAACAGUCAAAACUGAGGCUAUGGGGCUCCCAGAACCACAGGUACGUCUUCCCAUCCAAACUCUUGGGAGGCCUAUUGAUGUCUGCCUCCUUUUUCUCUGUUUACAGAGCACUGUGAGGGGGCUCUUCCUUCCUUCAUUAAUGUACUGAUUCCCGAACAUUUAUUGACCACUAUGUGCCUUUUUAUAAUCCUCUGGAAAGAAACAAUUAACACCAUGAUCAGUGCUCUGAAGAGCUUAUCCAAAGGGCUCUAUGUGGGCAUCUAAGUUACUCUUGGCGAGAGAGGGAAGGAAGACUUCAUGGAGGAAGUUGAAACCUGAAGGAGAUGGCUAGCAAAGAUGAAUGAAGAACAUUCCAGGCAGAAAAAAUAACAGGAGACGUGUCAGAGGUAAGCGAGUCCUUGAUCUCUUUGGGAGACUGCAAGCAGCUCAAUUUGCUGGAGGAUAGAGUUUGAGGAAGAAAGUCCAGAGAGAAGGAUUGGAGACUGAAGUAGGGGCCUGGUCAUGCAGGUCUUUGUAAAUCAAUUGAGAUGUUUGGAGUUUGUCUGGAAGGUCAAGGGGAAGCCACAAUUUAUUUUAAACACGGAAGACAACAUUGCUCCCAGCAUUGCUUCAGCAAACUGAAGCUCCGAGAAGUGAUGUGAGUAUCCCAGGGUCACUAGGAUAAUCAAAGGCAGCAGAGGUGCAGAGACAUCCAAGUCCUUAGACUCAGUACGGCACUCUUCCAUCCCCUUAGGAUGCAUGUCCUCCCUUAUGCAGAAGGGGCGCUGUCUUCCAUGAUUUGUCACAGGGUGGCUGGAAGGUCUCCCCUGUCCAGCUUCUCCUGGUGCUUUCAUUUUCUUAAUUACUUAUAACUUGUUUUUACAGCCCUGGGCCUUGGGAAUUAGGCCUGUAAACUCCAAGUUAUUGAACAGGGCUGGCCACUGCUAAGUGCUUUGGGUGCCUUAUCUCAUUUCAUGCUCUCUACAACUUUUAUCAGCUCCAUUUUAUGGAUGAGAAAAUGGAGACUCAGAA
Orcinus orca (killer whale) is the source of this 1738-nucleotide messenger RNA. RefSeq lists its product as uncharacterized. The transcript is spliced from 8 exons. NCBI's taxonomy places the organism in Eukaryota, Metazoa, Chordata, Mammalia, Artiodactyla, Delphinidae. Bases 1 to 690 code for a protein of 229 amino acids. The record is from RefSeq and is a predicted model, not a curated record.